Messenger RNA from Tricharina praecox, 1260 nucleotides. RefSeq names its product t-SNARE. Gene Ontology annotation, molecular function: SNARE binding; SNAP receptor activity. The coding region runs from base 98 to 931 and encodes 277 amino acids. Gene Ontology annotation, cellular component: endomembrane system; SNARE complex; membrane. The transcript has 2 exons. NCBI's taxonomy places the organism in Eukaryota, Fungi, Ascomycota, Pezizomycetes, Pezizales, Pyronemataceae. The record is from RefSeq and is a predicted model, not a curated record. Gene Ontology annotation, biological process: intracellular protein transport; vesicle fusion; Golgi to vacuole transport.
ACCUCUACAUACACACCCACAGCUCCGACCCUCGCCAUCGCCAACCACAACCAGCAAACACUCCACCUCCAUCACCACUAGCACCAGCACGAUCACGAUGUCGUUCGACCGGCUCCCCUCGCUCGAGUCGCAGCCCACGACGUCACGUAGUACGGGGUACAGCGACAGCCCGGAGUUUACAGCGCUCACGACGUCGCUCUCGUCACGACUCUUCACGCUCACCAGCAACAUAACCCAACUCAACCGACAACUCUCCUUGGUCGGCACGAAGAAGGACUCGGACGUAGUCCGUGAGCGCGUCACCCGCCUCCUCGACGAGACGCGCACGGGCUUCCGCGACAUCAGCGACGGCGUCAAGCGCGCCAAGGCCUGGCCCGACGCCUCGCCCGCCAUGAAGUACACGCAGGAUAAGCUGCAGAACCAGCUUACCAGUGCCCUCGCGGACUUCCAGAGCGCGCAGAGGCUGAGUGCCGAGAAGAUGCGCCAGUUUGUGGCCGCUGCGAAGAGGCGCGUGCAUGAGCAUGAUGGCGAGACGGAGAGGUAUACGGAUGAGGAGGGGGCGCCCGGUGGUGGCGAGGGGGGGCUGCUCCUGCAGCAACAGCAGGCUGCUGCCCUCGCGGACCAGAAUGAGGUCGAGUUUCAUGAGAGUCUUAUUCUGCAGCGCGAGGAGGAGAUCCGAUCGCUGGAGCGCGGCGUCACGGAGAUCAACGAUAUAUUUCGCGACCUGGGCACGAUGAUCAGGGAUCAGGGCGACCAGCUGGACGUCAUUGGCGCGAAUGUCGAUAGUGUCUCGCAGGAUCAUAAGGCGGCUGACUUGGAGCUGCGCAGCGCGUCGAGGUAUCAGAAGAGCGCGAGGAAUAGGGCCUGCUGUCUUCUCCUGAUUCUGGCGAUCGUGUUGACGAUUGUGUUGUUGGCGAUAUUCCUGGGCUAGGAGGUUGUACGUUCACCAAGGCGGUAGAUACGAUAUUCUAUUCUUUCGUCUAUUCUAUUCUUUUCUAUUCUAUUCUUUCCUUAUUCCUUUCCCUUUUUUUCCUUUUUCUUUUCUUAGGUAGCUCUUCUUUCCAUUGUAUUGCUGGGCUUGUUGUUAUUGGAUCAUUAGUUGCUUGCUUGCGUUGGGUCACGGGUAGUUUCGGUUUCGUCAAUUGUUUGUUGAAUUGAACGGCUUUUCUUCUUUGCUUCUUGCGUUUUUGCGUUUUUGCGUUUUGCGUUUAUAUGAUCUCGGUGCUCACGCCGUGGGGCUGGUGGGCGGGCGAGGGGGAG